AUGUCGACUGCGCGGCCUCCCCAGAGGGACGGCUCGGAUGGAAGGCCAGGUGGCGCAGGGGGUGAAGAGUUGGACGCCGCUGCACGCCCCGCACAGGGCCAGCAGGGGGCCUACCCGGACGUGAGAGCCUCUGACGGGACGGCUCCGUCGAAUGCGACACGAAACAUGGAUGGAAACCCGCCGAGUAGAGCCAACGCGGGACCAGGAUCGGGCGCGCCAGGAGGGGCACGCGACGGCAGCUCCACGGCGCCAGACGACUCGUCCCGGAGUUAUCCGGCCGCGCGGCUCGCGGCGGACGAGACCGGGACCGCGACCAUCUCGAUACGGGCGCGGCGGGCGGACCCCGACCCGCCCCGGCCCGCCACCACCGCCCGCGCUCAGGUGGCAUCUGCGUCGUACCACGAGCCCCCGCCGCGGCCGCGCGCGGAGGCGGCCGCGCUGGACCCGCUGCGCACCUCGGCGCGCUACACGUCGCACGAGCCGUCGCACUCGCGGUCGAGCUCGCUCUCCCCCGCGGGCGUGCGGCUGACGGGCAUGGAGGGCGCGUGGGGCGGCGCGGGGAUGAGCGCCCGCGACGGCAUGGCGACGAUCGCGCGGCGGUCGUGGCUGUCGUCCACGCGGGCGUCCUCGCGCACGGGCGUCACCACGACCCCGCGCGCCCACAUCACGCGCGAGGGCAUGGCGCACUACUUCAACGAGAAGACGUCGGGGCUCGCGCACUACAUCGUGGCGCUCAUGCGCGACCACGACGACUCCUCGGGGGACGACGACGCGCGCCCGCAGCCAGACGCGGGGCGCAGGCCGGACGUGCCGGAGCUCGAGCGGCUGCGCGUGCUGGUGACGGAGCGCGGGGAGGAGAUCCGGAAGCUCCGCGAGCAGCUGGCGCGCGCCCAGGCGGCCGACCACGACACCAGCGAGGACGCCAAGGCCGCACUGGCCCGCGUGCUGACGGCGGCGCGCGACCGCGCGGACGUGCACGAGCGCGACAGCGACAGCUUCGUCCAGACCACGGAGCGCGUCAUCGAGAACAUGGGCCGCCAGCAGGCCGCCAACGAGGCGCGCAUCCGCGACCUGGAGGCGCAGAUCGCCGCGCAGAACGCCGCGGCGCAGCAGCGCGCGUUCGCGGCGUCCCCGCGCAGCGAGGGCCCGCAGAAGCGCGUCGGGCGCGCCAUGCAGGUCGAGCUGCCGCCGCGGCACAACCUCUUCCUGCACACCGACCACCUGUCGUCGCGCGGGCUGCACAUGUACCGCUGGAUGGACAGCCUCGCGCGGCUCUUCGACACGCUCCUCCGCUGGUGGUGGGCCAUCCUGCUGCUCCUCCUCCUGCUGCUGCUGCUGAUCCUGCUGCUCCUCUUCCUGCUGCCGCGCGGGGGCGCGGACGCCCCGCGGAUCCUCGCCGGGCCGCUGGUGAUCGCGCAGUCGCCGUACUCGGUCGACGUGGACGCCGCGCUGGACUGCCCCGGCCGCGUGCGCUACGUGGUGUUCCCCGCGCAGCAGCUCGAGGACCUGGGCUUCAGCGCGACGGGGGCGCGCACCACGCGCCGCGCGCUGCAGCAGGGCAGCGACAACCUGCCGUCGCCGGAGCAGGUCGCGUACCUGCGCGACCUCCCCGCGGGGCUGCGGCCGGCGCUGUGCGCGGAGGUCGACCACCCGCGGUCGCGCGUGGUGCAGCGCACGAGCCUGUUCGGGCCCGGGGCGGGCGUGGCGUCGCCCGCGGGCGCGGGGGGCUCGUUCUACACCUCGGACCUCGACCUGACGUCGGUCACGGGGCUGGCGUCGGGCCUGAACAGCCCGGAGUGCCUCCAGCGGCUGCAGCAGCUGCAGGACACCACCGGGGAGGUGGACGAGGAGGCGCGGGCGCGCGACCUGGAGGUGCUGUGCACGCGGUGCGCGGGGCUGCAGCCCGGCGUGCGGUACUCGGUGCUGGCGGUGGCGCUGCCGCCCGAGGGGGGCCAGCUCAGCGACGAGGUCUUUGCCAACACGUUCGUCACGUCGCUCGGGGGCACGCAGACGGAGUUCCUGGGGACGCCCUCCGUGACCGGCGAGGGCCUGCACGGGUUCGAGGUCGCGAUCGGGACCACGACGGCGGCGACGGUGUUCUACGCGGUGACGUCCGACGCGGGGCUCCUGCGGUACGGCGACAAGACGCUCCUGCAGUUCACCUCCGCGCCGCCGACGGGGCCGACGGCGCUGAAGCUGGCGUCCAACCUGACGAUCGAGAGCGUCGGGCAGGGCGGGAUCGUGGCCAACGGGCAGUUCAACCUCACGCGCGGGGUGGUGACGCGGCUCACCAUCACGCCGCCGUGCACGCCGCGGAUGUGCCCGUACACGCAGUUCGCGCUCAACGCCGGCACGAACUACACGCUGCACCUCGUCGCGCAGGACCCCUUCGGCGUCCUGCAGAACCAGAUCUUCUCGGGGGGGUUCCGCACCGACGUGGACCGCCUGCCGCCCGUGGUCACGGACAACGUGCGCGAGGUGACGGGCACGUCCUUCGUCGCCGGGCUCUCCGUCAGCGAGACGGGCACGCUGUGCUACCUCACGCUCAAGCCCGACAGCGCCGACCCCAACUUCCGCAUCUCGGCCACGCGGAUCGGGGAGCUCUGCGCGCAGCUCGCGCUCGCCAUCAAGCGCUGCGACUUCCCCGGCGUGCUCGGACCCUUCGACACCGACUUCUACCCCGUCACGGAGACGACGUCGCGCCGCCGCCGCGCCCUCGCGCUCCCUGGCGGCGGUGAUGACGACGGGGACGAGGGCUCCGCGCUCGCGCUGCCGCCGGGGCCGCGCGGGCCCGGACGGGCUCUGCAGCAGAUCUUCGCGGCCCCGGACGACCCGUUCGAGCUGAUCCAGGGCCAGAUGGGGUUCAUCGAGCUCGCCACAAUCGGGGGCGAGGCGGCGACAAUCAACCCGACGGGGCUCGAGUCGGAGACGCUGUACCAGGUGGCGGCGAUCGCGGCGGACUCCUGGCUCCCGCCGAACGAGAUGGGCACGCCGUUCACGGUCAACAUCGUCACGCUGGACAUCACGCCGCCCCGAUUCGUGCUGGGCACGCCGCUGGCACGGGACCCGUUCAAGACGUCGAUCUCGCUGACCGUGGCGCUGAACGAGACCGGGACGGCGAUCUACGCGCUGUACCCGGCGCUGACGCCGCAGCGCACGGUCGCGGAGGUGCGUGCGGCGCAGGGGUCGGUGCUGAACGGCACGGUGGCGAUUCCGGGGGGCUUCCGCAACGUGACGUUCCGGCUGGGCGGGCUGCAGCCGGCGUCGUGCUACGAGAUGUUCUGGACGGGCGAGGACGACGGUCCGCGGAGCGACGGCGUGACGCCGAACCGCAUGCCGGGUCCGCCCGCGGUGCUGUCGGUGUGCACGCAGGACGACGCGCCCCCGCGGUUCGUCACCUUCCGCGGCGACAACUUCGCGACGAACUCGUUCGACCUCGUCAUCCAGCUCAACACGACGGGCCUCGUGACCUACAUGGUCGUCUCCGACGCCCAGUGCGCGCGCGUGACGGCCACCGUCGACAACGUCCGCCUGGUGCAGACGGCCGAGCUGGGCCUGGCGCGCGUGCAGCACGGGUCCUUCGGCGUCAGCCGCGCGUUCAGCGACGUCGCGGAGGUCAUCCGCGGCACGGUCGAGCGCGCCACGUACACCAUUUACAUGUUCGCCCAGGACCAGGUGCAGCCCGAGCCCAACGUGCAGACGGAGACGACGUGCUUCGAGGUGACGCUCCCGGACGUCACGCCGCCCGUCCUGACCGCGGUGCUCAACAACGAGGCGCCCACGUCCUUCGACCUCGUCGCGGGCAUCAACGAGCCCGGCAACAUCUGGUACGCGGUGUACCCCAACUGCACCGUGCCGUCGUCGACGCCCACGGCGUCGCUCGUGCGGCAGAUCGCGAACGGGACCGUUCCGCCGGGGUUCAUCAGCACGGACUUCACCGCGUUCGGCACCGUCGCGCGCACGGGCCCCGCGGGCGGCAGCGCCACCAUCCCCAUCGCGCCGGUGCUGCCGUCGCGGGAGUACCGCGUGUACGUGGCCGCGGACGACCUGCGCGGGAACCUGGCGCCCCUGCAGACGCUCGCCACCACCACCGUCGACAACCAGCCGCCGAACAUCACCGAUAGCUGCGUCCCCGCCAACGUGGCGCUGACGGAGACCACGGCCACGUUCAACUUCGAGCUCGACGAGCCGGGGAACCUGACGUACCUGGUGCUGCCUGCCGCCGAUCCCGCGCCGAGCGAGAUCCAGCUGCGCGCGGGGCGGCUCACGGACGGCCGCCUGGCCAGCGCCAACGUCUCGGGCGUGGUCGCCGCGCUCGGCACGCCCGCGCCGCAGCCGGGCGGGGCGUGCAGCAACCUCGGCCCGGUCGGUAACGAGCCCGGGGAGUUCCUCGGCCCGUUCAACGUCACGAUCCGCGUCCUCGGGCUCCUGAGCGGCACCGCGUACCGCCUGCACAUCCUGUCCCAGGACAUCGGCGGGCGCAGCGGGAUCGUCUCGCUCCCGGCGUGCCCGGUGGCCAACUUCACGACGCCGGACCUCACGCCCCCGCUGUUCACGCUCCUCCAGGCCUUCUUCUCGCCGCCCACGGCCUUCCGCGUCGACACGGCGCUGAACGAGCCCGGCGAGGUGCGCUUCGUCAUAUACCCCGACGGCCUCUUCACGGAGCUGCCCACGCCCGCGCAGGUCCUCGAGCUGCGCCGCCCGGACGGCUCGUUCGCCACGCCGCUCAGCGGCUCCAUCGACGUGCCCGCGCCGCUGACGGUGUACUCGGCGCGCGGCUGCGGGCUGAGCAGCGCGGUGACGUACAGCCUGUACGGCAUCGCGCAGGACCGCCGGCCCAACGUGCAGGACGCCGUCACGCGCGUCCCGGUCAACUCGACCGCGGACGACGCCGGGCUGAACCUGGCGCAGUGUACGCAGGCCUUCCUGACGCGCGACCUGCGACCCACGAUCCGCCCGACGCUCGGCCUGCCCGGGCGCGGCGUCGGGAACACGACGCUCGUGGACGGGCGCUUCAGCCGCGGCAUCGACCUGUUCCGCAGCGCGCUCCCGGGCGCCGCGGUGGAGAUCGUGGCCACGACGGGGGGGGUGUCGGACGCGCAGCUGCAGAUCCCGACGAGCAUCGCGGCGGGCACCCGGGCCAACAUCACGGGCGUGAUCGCCGCGAACCAGGCGGCGUCGGUGGGCGUCAUCAUGCAGACCAGCGACCUGUUCACGGACUUCGCCACCCUGCAGCUGCGGUACUUCCUCCGGGACGCCGACGGGCGGCCGCAGGUCGCGACGCCCACGCGCGUGUCGGUGGUCGUCACCGUCGGCGCCCAGCCGCCCGCGGAGCUCACGUGCAUCGCGCCGAGCCUCCCCGCGGCCACCACGGGCGUGGGCACCUGCCGCGCCGCGGUGCCGCCCUCGCUCUUCCCGACGCCGGGCGCCGCGGCGGCGACGGCGAGCGCGGUCGUGCGCGCCACGCUCACGACCGGCGUCGUGGACUCGGCGCCCGCGAGCGUCGUCCUGCAGCCCCCGCCGACCCACACGGAGACGACCACCGCGGGGUUCACCGUUACGAUGCCGCAGAAGCCGAUGCUGCCCGGGGAGGAGUUCACGGCGGUCGUCACGGCGCACAGCGGCGGCACGUCGAUCAAGACGUGGUCUGUGCCGUUCUACUUCGACGCGGGCGUGGUCGAGUACACGGGCGCGGUGAGCACCGACCCGCUGUGGAAGGCGGCGAUCGUCGCGACGGGCUCCGGGUUCGUCGGGUUCAACACGGAGGGCCGCGCGGACGGGGUGUCGCGCGCGCAGGUCACGGGGACCGCGGUGCCGAUCCUCACGGCCACGUUCCGCGUGCGCACCGGGACCACCGCUGGCCCGAAGCUCAACGCGCUCAGCGUGGGCGCGGUGCAGAACCCGGCCAAGCUGACGGGCGACUUCACGCAGGGCGCUGCGAUCAACGCCGAUCGCCCCAUCGCGCAGAUCAACGACCAGCGCGGGGGCGCGCAGCAGGCAUACCAGCUGGUGGUGGUCGCGGAGGUGGCGCGCGGCCUGUACGCCACCGCCGCGCGCGCGGUCGUCGUCAACACGGCCGUGCUGAACGGCGCGGACGUCACGUCGGCCAUCACCGUGCGCAGCGUCAGCUCGCGCCUCAGCGCCGCCGACGCCGACGUGACGGCCCUCGCGCAGUGCACGCCGGACGCCGCGACCGCCGGGUCCGUGGUCGCCAUGACCGGCUGCCGCGUCACGCUGUCGAACGUCCUCAGGAACGGCGGCGUGUCGACGAUCACGGUCGCCCAGGGCGGCCUCACCACCGCGGCCACCGUCACCGUCCUCUUCCCGCUGCGGCUGCAGAUCGCGGCCGGCGACACGCUCCUCUCCCGCGUGCUCGACCCCUCGGCGCAGGACGCGGCGACGGUGUACCCGGGCAUCAUCACCGCGGGGUGCACGCAGUCGCUGUACCAGAACACAACGCUGCGCGUGUACGCCACGUUCGGGGGCGCCGGGCUGCCCAACACCACCGACGUCGAGGUGACGGACCUCGUCAGCCUCACCACCUCGGACCCGACGGUCGUCCAGCUCGCGUCCACCACCGCGCUCGGGGUGUCGGGCCCCGGCUCGGCGGUGAUCUCCACGGGAGCCAGCACGGCGGCGGCGCUGGCCACCUCGAUCACGAUCAGCACGGCGCAGGAGGUCGUGUGCCUCACGAGCCUCGACGUGGUGGUGUUCACGGGCGCCGCCGUCGCGUCCGGCGCGCCCGCGGGGGGGUUCCCGCUCGACGCAGGGCAGACGGUGUCCUUCACGCCCGCGCAGCGGCUCACCGCGGAGCGCGCGCGCGCCUACGUGCGCGCGUACGUCCGCACCUUCGACGACGCGGUCCACGACGUGACGGGCUUCGUCAACUUCACGUCGACGCGCCCCGACAUCAUCGUGCCCGCGGGGCGCGACAGCAACGGCAACCAGAUCGUCCAGGUGACCGCGCAGCUCGGGUCGCCCGCGCUGUGCGGCCGGUUCAUCAAGGCGCAGAUGCGCCUGUGCGGCGCGGCGGUGAUCGAGGGCCUCGCGCCCGUCCGCGUGGAGCUGCCGGGCAUCCGGCGCAUCCGCAGGUUCGAGGUGCGCCAGGUGGCGGCGGCGUCGACGACGGUGGUCACGCGCAUCACGCGCGCGGGGGACCCCGCCGGGCUGGCGCCGAUGUCGCUGCCGACGCAGGCGCGGCUGUUCGUGGAGCUGGAGCUGGACGACGGGACGUUUGUGGACUUCUCGGCGGACGCGCGGACGCGGUUCAACGUCACGGUGAACGCGGGGCUGCUGACGCUGGCGAAGAACGCCGGCGGCGCGACGAUCGCGAACGCGGCGGGCAACUCGAGCGCGUUCGGCACGGCGACGCUGCGGGUGGACUUCCCCGCGCUCAACCGCACCGACCUGACGGCGACGACCACGCUGAACGUGGUGCUGUGGAAGACGGGCGUGCCCGUGCUGCUGGACUACUUCGUCGGCCCGCGGGCCACGGACCAGGACCUGACGCGCACCGCGUCGCAGCCCGCGCGCCUGCAGAAGUUCGAGUGCACCGCGACGGCGUGGCAGUCGCUCACGGCGUGGCACCGGGCCGUCCUGACGGACGACAGCGUGUUCGAGAUCACGCCGCAGUCGACGCUCAUCCUGAGCAACGCCAACGCGCGGUGGAGGGAGAACAUCGUGACGAUCACGCAGGCGGCGCUGCCGGACCUGUUCAACCGCCUGCAGCCCCUCGCGGCGGGCACGGUCACCGUGACGAUGCAGUUCGGCACCGGCGCGGCGCAGCGGAACAGCACGGUCGACAUCACGCUGGACGACGCGACGCUGGCGGCCGUCACCACCCUCACGGUGACCACCGCGCUGUGCGACGACCCGACCACGCCGCCGCUGUGCGCGGCGACGCUGCGGGGCAUCGCGGGCUCGAAGACGAAGCUCCUGGACGCGGAGAUCAUCGUGAACACGGCCAACUACAACCGUUACUUCGCGUUCACGGGGGUGGCCCGCGGCCCCGCGUCGGCCUACGACAUCCUCCCGACGCCCGAGGUGCUGGCCUUCGCGUCCUCGCAGACGGCGUGGAUCGCCGUCGACACGUUCGGCGACCUCACGAUCGUCGGCAACUCGGCCGGCGUCGCGGCCGCGCAGCUCACGACCACGUACACGUGCGCGGCCAACCCCACGCUGACGGACGUGCAGAACAUGCACGCGAACCUCGACCCGGCGCCCGGGGACGCCGACGUCGGCGAGCUCCACGGGCCGCAGUUCCAGCGGCAGCCCAUCCUGGACACGGGCGCGCGCGACCUGUCCACCACCGACCCCGCGCCGCAGCUCCGCGUGCCCGUGCGGAUCAACGCGGCGACGGGCGCGCUCGAGGCGUUCCAGAUCAUCCUCACCUUCGACCCCGCCGUGCUGCUCGCCACGUCGUGCACGCAGGGCGCCGGCUGGCGGUUCUCGUUCCAGUGCACCAUCAACAAGCCCGCCAACCAGGUCAACGUGAUCGGCAUCGGCACCGACACCGGCACCACGGGCGCCGCCGUCGUCGUCGCGGACGUCGCCUUCACGCUCCAGACCGCCGGCACGUCGGCCGUGGGCGCGGUCGUCCGCGAGAUGGUGCUGGCGGGGCAGCCCAUCCUGCGCGACUUCAACUCCACCGCGUCCGCCGGGUCGCUCACCGUGGCCUCCCGCCGCCGCGCGCUCGCCGCCGCGGAGCCGGCCGCGCCGGCCGCGCGCACGCCCUCCGUCGCGGACGUCGCGGCGGCGGCGCACCCGUUUGCCGUCCACGCGCGCCAGCGCGGCCUGCAGACGGCGACGAACUGCACGGUGGCGCAGCAGGCGUCGGUCCUGGGCGACGUGGACGGCGACUGCCAGUUCCGCCCGAGCGACGCGCUCGCGCUGCUCAAGGUGCGCAACUUCUGGAACCCGCUGGACACCUCGCGGCCCGACUUCCGCGACAUCUACUUCGACCGGCUCGCGGAGCUGUCCGCGGACCAGCGGGCGCGGGCGAACGUGGCGUCGGACAUCGUGGGCGUGACGGCGCGGCAGAUCGCCAACACGGACCCCACGUUCGAGUACCUGUCGACGCUGGCCGCCGGCGACAAGUACUUCCAGCCGCGGCCCGACGGGACGGCGUUCGCGGGGACGCCGUACCGCAGCCGGCAGGCCAUCGACAUCCUGCGUCCGGGCGACGACCAGGCGAUCCUGCUGUACCAGCUCGUGCUGGCCAACACGCAGAAGCUCUACCGCGGGCUGACCAAGGUCGUGGACACCAACACGCUGCAGACCAGCCUGCGCGUGGAGGUGCGCUCGGACGCCGGCGCGCUGCUCGCGGACGCCGCGGACACGACCGUCAAGCUCGAGCUGCGCACCAACCAGAACCUGGUCUUCAAGAACCCCGCCGCGGGGAACCUGGCCUCGCGCACCAGCGACAACACCUACCUGGUGACGGCGGACUUCCUCGGGGCCGGCGUGUUCGAGGCGCGGCUGCUCUCGCUCGCCGCGGGCAACGUCGAGGAGCAGGUGCAGGAGGAGGCGCAGGUGCCCGUGGCCGUGCACGUCGAGGUCAGCGACGCCGCGGGGCAGCCCUUCGCGACGCCGGAGAACGGCUUCUUCGCCUACUACGGGACCACCGCGGGGCGCCCGGCGUACCUCCAGGCCAGCCCGGGCGCCCUCGGCUACGUCCCCUACACGGAGCUCGCCUUCACGGAGAUCCUCACCUUCUUCCCCGCCUUCCCCUCGGCCGUCAACAUCACCUCGACCAAGCUCACGCUGCGCCCGGGGAUCACCAGCCGGGUCGGCGUGAACCACAACGUGGCGUUCGUGGGCCUCCUGCGCAACAACAGCCGCCUCGGGGGCGUCGCGGGGACCUCGCCGGCGCUGAUCCCCACGGCGGCGCAGGUGCUGGCGCCCACGUCCAUCCCGGGGGGCUGCGUGGCGCCCGCGUGCGUGUCCGGGACGUUCGUCUACUCGCGCACGAGCGGCGGCGUCGGGAACUCGGUCGAGGUGACGGGCCUGACCGGCGCGGGGGUGUACGACAUCUUCGUGCACGUGGAGGGGGUGUCCCGGCCCAACGUGCUCGGCGCGCUGUUCGGCGUCGUCACGCCCGACACCAGCGCGCCGACGGUCACGGCCAUCUCCGUGACGCCCGAGGUCCCGACCCCGCCGGCGGACCUGUCGAACAGCCUCACGUUCAGCGUCGACCUGACGUUUGACGAGCCCGCCACGCUCCAGGUCUCGGCGUUCAAGAUGUGCACGCACUGCGGGCUCGUGCCGUCGAUCGCGCAGGUCCAGAACGCGCGCACAAUCUGCACGGAGGCGGCCCCGGCCAGCGGCAGCGGGGCGCCGGACUGCCGCGACCUGUGCCGGCCCGUGUUCCCCACCAACUCGGACAACGGCGCGACGGUGACCGCGGUGACGGGCAGCACGACGACCACCGCGCCCUUCACCGCCUCGAUCCCCGUCAGCGGCCUCCUGUCGCACAACCCCAUCCAGCCCACGGACACCACCACGUGCUUCGAGGUGUCCAACCGCCCGCCGUGCAAGAACUUCACGCUCUACGUGGUGGCCACGGACGGCGUGCAGCCGUCGUACAAGAACCUCUUCGACAGCUGCACGCCCGCCGCGCAGGCGCUCACCGCCGCGCAGACCGCGGCCGGGUACGUCGCGGCGCGCUCCUGCAACCAGGCGGUCAACCCCAACGCCAACACCGCGGGCAACGUGCAGACCGGGCCGUUCGUGCACUGGACGCGCGGCAGCCCGCAGCCGGCCACGCAGGCGGGCGUGUACCGCACGCGGGGCGUCGGCGUGACGGUGUCGCUGGACACGACGGGCUUCGGUCCGACCUUCACGGACCCGGCGAUGCCCGUCGUCACGUCGGGGUCGAACCAGUUCACCGCGGACUUCGCGCUCAACCGGCAGGGCAUGCUCGCGUACAGCCUGUUCACGACGCUGUCCGCGGGCGACCUCCUCAGCGGCGGCGGCGCCGCGGCACGCGUCAUCUCCAACGGCCGCGUGGUGGUGACCCCCGCGACGGUGGGGGCCACGCAGACGGCGACCAUCUCGGGCUGCACGCUCGGCGGCGUCGCGUACACCAUCGACCCGAACACGCAGUACCUGCUCAUCUACACCACGGUGGAUCCGUACUUCCUGAGCUUCUACGCCGUGGCCUCGCGCAGCGUCACGACGACCAGCAAGCGGCGGCUGCUGGGCUUCGACGACGCGGAGGCGUGGGUCGUCUGGGACCCGUCCGCGGUCGAGGACGUGGAGGAGCUGGCGGAGGACGCGCUGCGGCGGCGCGUGCCCAUGCUGCCCCCCGCGUGA
Pedinophyceae sp. YPF-701 is the source of this 11313-nucleotide messenger RNA. NCBI's taxonomy places the organism in Eukaryota, Viridiplantae, Chlorophyta, Pedinophyceae. The record is from the annotation of a GenBank genome assembly.